Corylus avellana is the source of this 1832-nucleotide messenger RNA. The record is from RefSeq and is a predicted model, not a curated record. NCBI's taxonomy places the organism in Eukaryota, Viridiplantae, Streptophyta, Magnoliopsida, Fagales, Betulaceae.
AUGAGCUCCAUUAAUUCCCAGCCAAUUACCUAUAUUUACCACGUUUGUGAAGACCAAGCUAACAAUUCAUCCGACGCUUCUUUCGAAUCAAACCUCACAGUCCUGCUGGGUUCUUUAUCCUCUAAAGCUUCCGAAAACAACAGCUUCUACAACGAUACCUCUAAUGGCAUCUACGGCCUCUUCCUCUGCCGAGGUGAUGUUAACACUAGUACCUGCCAAAGCUGUGUCAGUUAUGCGGCUCAAAAUAUCACAAGCCUGUGUCCAUCAAAUACAACUGCCAUCAUCUGGUUCGAUCAAUGCAUGUUAAGGUACUCCGAUACUAAUUUCUUUGGAGUGGAAACGACAUCGCCACGAGUCAUCCUGUUCAAUGUCCAGGAUAGAACUUCCCCUAAUAUAACUGAUUUUGGAGGACAAUCUCUACUGAACGGACUAAUAGCAGAUGCUUUAGAAACAGAGAUGUUGUACAAGGCAGAUAACUGGUCCGGAAAUAGCAAUGCGUCGGAGCAUAGAUAUGGGUUGGUGCAGUGUAAUAGAGAUAUCGAUUCUACUUCAUGCGGCAAGUGUUUGGGACAGUUGAUGACUCAAGCCAAUCAGUGUUGCGCAGCGCAGAUAGGGUGGCGCGUUUUGGCCCCAAGCUGUAAUAUAAGGUAUGAGACCUACCAAUUCUUUCAGCAACCAACUGCGCCGCUACCGCCAUCGCCCCCUGUGCCUGCUGUGGAUGAAAUAACAAGUGUUGAAUCCUUGCAAUUUAAUUUCGGCACCAUUAGAGCUGCCACAGACAACUUUUCUGAUGCGAAUAAACUUGGGAAAGGUGGAUUUGGGGUAGUUUACAGGGGUAGGCUUUCAAACGGACAAGAGAUAGCAGUGAAAAGAUUAUCCAAAAACUCUGGACAAGGAGAUAUAGAAUUUAAGAAUGAGGUUCUACUAGUGGCCAAGCUCCAACACCGGAAUUUAGUUAAGCUCUUUGGAUUCUGCAUGGAAGGAAAUGAAAGACUUCUUAUAUAUGAGUUUGUGCCUAACACAAGCCUUGAUCACUAUAUAUUUGAUCCGAUGAAGCGUGUAGACUUAGAUUGGGGAAGGCGGUAUAAAAUUAUAGGUGGCAUUGCUCGAGGGCUUUUGUACCUUCAUGAGGAUUCCCGACUUCGGAUUAUUCAUCGUGACCUCAAAACUGGCAACAUUCUAUUAGAAGCAAAAAUGAAUCCUAAAAUUUCAGAUUUUGGCAUGGCAAGAUUAUUCGUAUUGGAUCAAACUGAAGGCAGUACAAAUAGAAUUGUGGGGACCUAUGGAUAUAUGGCUCCAGAAUAUGCAAUGUUUGGGCAAUUUUUGAUAAAAUCAGAUGUCUUCAGCUUUGGUAUCCUAAUUUUAGAGAUUAUAAGUGGUCAAAAAAUUACUAGUUUCCGUAACACACAGAAUAUGGAGUACCUUCUCAGCUAUGCAUGGAGAAAUUGGAGGGAGGGGACAGCUUCGAACCUCAUAGAUCCCAUCUUAAUGAAGGGUGGUUCAAAAGCUGAAAUAAUGAGAUGUAUUCACAUCGGUCUACUGUGUGUUCAACAAAAUGUAGAUGACAGACCAGACAUGGCUUCAGUUGUUCUCAUGCUUAAUAGCGAUUCAAUCGCUCUCCGUUUACCUACAGAACCUGUAAGCUUUAUGAAGAGCAAUGUUCAGUCAGCCACACCACUGCAACUGGAUGUCAAUUGCGCAAGAACUAGUUACGAGGCUUCAAUUACUGAGUUAUCUCCUAGGUAGUGUUUCGUGGAAGGGGGCUAUAAUAAGCAUGUUUGUAUAUAAAUUUCACUCGCUAUGAUUCAUCUGAUGCCCCAAGAUUAGAUAUC